AUGGGCAUUUUUGGCUGUGGCUUUUUCUCAAGUAUUUUUUCCAGUCUGUUUGGAACUCGGGAAAUGAGGAUCUUAAUCUUGGGAUUAGAUGGAGCAGGAAAAACCACAAUCUUGUACAGAUUACAGGUUGGAGAAGUCGUUACUACUAUUCCUACCAUUGGAUUUAAUGUUGAGACAGUAACAUACAAAAACCUUAAAUUUCAAGUCUGGGAUUUAGGAGGACAAACAAGUAUCAGGCCGUACUGGCGAUGCUAUUAUUCAAACACAGAUGCGGUCAUUUAUGUUGUAGACAGUUGUGACCGAGACCGGAUUGGCAUUUCCAAAUCAGAGUUACUUGCCAUGCUGGAGGAAGAAGAGUUGCGAAAAUCCAUUUUAGUGGUGUUUGCAAAUAAGCAGGACAUGGAACAGGCCAUGACUCCCUCAGAGAUGGCAAAUUCACUUGGGUUACCUGCCCUGAAGGACCGAAAAUGGCAAAUAUUCAAAACUUCAGCAACCAAAGGCACUGGCCUGGAUGAGGCAAUGGAAUGGUUAGUUGAAACAUUAAAGAGCAGGCAGUAACUGGACUGCUUCUGAGCCUCUGAAAGAAGAUUCCAACCUGGAUCCCUUUGGAAGCAGUCAAGUGUUGUCACACGACAACGUUCAAUCCACAGGAUUAUUGAUGUUUACUGGACUGAUGGCAGUAUUUGUAAUAAAUACUGUAUUUGUAGUUGGUUGGAGGGGCAACUCAAACUGAUUGAACCGAGUGACUGAUUCUUCUGUGUAAUAUAAAAUAUUCCUUUCUUGUGUUGAGAUGUCUGUUCUACUCGUAUGGAACUCUGAUUUAAAUAUAGUCCUAUGAAGAAUGCAUUCUUGUCGGUGGAAGACACUUAUUUUUGAAUUAGUCACUGAAGCGUGUUUGUAAACACUAAUAAUUUAGAUUUUAUUUUCCCCCCCAAAUGAAUUUAGUCUUCCCAAAGAUUAGACUCAGAAGAGUAGCCUAAGAACAUAGUGUUUGUGUAAUAUAACCUUCCGUUGUGUAGGUGACGAUAGUGAACAGUUUAGUUUAAACAUGUUGGCUGUAGGCAUGAGUUUGAAAUCAUAAUGCUUACCAGUGAUUUAUCUAUAAUGGUCAUUUUAUAGUAAACUUUGUCAUUUUCGAAGCAAUUUUUAUGGAUAUUGACCUCAUUGGUCUGUGUAGGAAUUCUGAGACUGGAAGGACAGGUGGUAAUUCUUCAUUUUAUGGAUGUGGACCCAGGGCUCUAAUGAGUGGACUUGCACACGGUUAAUGCUAAUGAAAGGAACAAAGUAGCAUUUCCAGCCAGAAGCUUGUCCCAUAUGCUGCAUCAUAUGUCGCUGAAAAUGCCAAGAUAGGCCACACAGACAGCUCUUACAUGUAAUUACACCAGUGGAAAUAGUCAUACAUUCAGAACCAGUCCUGUCUACGGCAGAUCAGUGCCGCCUCUGCCUGAUCAUGGCAGAGGUAGCAAAACAACUCCAUGAACUUACAACAUAUUAGACUUUUUAGGUAAAAAAGCCUUUAAAAGGCAUUGCAUUUUUCUUGUCCUGUAAAUUGAUUAAAAAGUCAGUCUUACUGCUUCUAGGGCAAAUGAAAUAUCUUUGGUGUGAAAAAAAAUUAGGCUUACUGUUUGCUGUCAGAUAGGUUUAAAAAAACCCUACUGAAUUCAUGUGAGAAAGGAACCUUUCAAACUACUCAUGUACUACAGAAUUAGGAAAGUGAAUAAAAAUGAAGAAACCAAACCUGUGGCCAUCCAGCCGAUUCCAAGUCCUAGUGACUGUAGAGCUGAGUAGAACGAUCUCGGGGGUCCCCCAGCUGGCAUCUAUGGAAGCCACUGCUACAGCUCUCUCUCGCACUGUGGUGGGUGGGUUUGACUGCUUAACCAUUGCACCACCAGGAAUCUGAAACAAUAUAAAGUGAAUAUAAUUGUUAGUAAUUACUAAAGUUGGGCAGAAUAUUAUUAAAUUGAGUAGCUAACAAAGCUCACAAAUGGAUUGCUGACGGAGAGAGCCAAUAGUCUGUAGUGUGUGCCAGCUCGUGGGGCUCUAGUGCUUGGUUUCCUGCCUCUGGCAUCGCCCUUCCCGCUGCUGGACUCUAGUUCACUUGAUUGGCUUCUCUCUUCACUGGUGGGUCUGACUCCUUUUAUUCCCCAAGACUCAUUUUUAAUUUGCUCUCAUUGAGAUCUUUUGGGACACUUUUCUUCCAAGCACAGGCAGGUGUUCCAAUGCACCUAAUUGUACCUGAGCAGAGCACAUUGCUUCAUAGACUCCAAGUCACUAGAUGGGAAAGAUUUUUCAGGUACCUACCUUUUUUUUUUUUAGGAUGGUAAUGUACAUUACAGUACCUCUGAUAUGUUCAUUGCUCUCAGCUAGAAAAAUAGCACCAAUAAUUUUACAUGGUUUUCCUACUGAUCAAGUGCAUGUGACAGCUGGGACCAAGGAUGCAUCCAGUUCCAUUAAAAAAAAAAAACAGUUCACCUAUUCACUGAGGUAUGGGGUUUGCAGCCCAGUGUUGACUCACCAAUGGUUCAGCAACACCGAGGAAUAGUGACCCGGGGAACAGGUGCUGGUUGGACUGAGCUGUGCUGCCUUGAACACUGGGGGCAUGAAGGUGUUGCAAAGGGCAGCACUUGGAUUCCUCUAAUUUACCCAAAAAGAUAAAUAGGGUGUGCAUUUAUUUUUAACAAAUUUAUCAGGCAGAAAAUAAGGCAGUUUCCUUCAUGGGAAACAACUGCAUGUUGCAAACAUUUGAUUGUUGUUAUUUUCAAAAUGUCUACUGAGUUAUUUUGUGAGAUGUUAAUGAUGGGGAAAUCCCUAAGGAAGUUCUGGACUCAACCAAACUCCUUCCUUCAGUUUCUUUUCUAGAAAACAAAGAGGCCUAGACAAAUGAAGACUGAUACCAAAGGUUUCUUUGCGCUCUGAAAUUAUCGUGAAACUGGGCUAGUGGUUGUGCUGUGUCAUGUGGUCACAGUAGCUGUAAUCAAUAAAUUGGUGGAAUGACUUUCAUCUGAAUACCUGAGAUGCACUUUAAACUGUGGAAAUGUAAGCUCCUUGAGGGCAGGGACUGGACCUUACAUACUGUUCAUAUCCUUUGCAUCUAGUGUGGUGCGCUUGGCACAUGAAAGGCACUCAAUAAAUAUUUAUUAAAAGCAA
Messenger RNA from Echinops telfairi (small Madagascar hedgehog), 3147 nucleotides. RefSeq names its product ADP ribosylation factor like GTPase 1 (gene ARL1). Gene Ontology annotation, molecular function: GTPase activity; GTP binding. NCBI's taxonomy places the organism in Eukaryota, Metazoa, Chordata, Mammalia, Afrosoricida, Tenrecidae. The transcript is spliced from 6 exons. Gene Ontology annotation, biological process: intracellular protein transport; vesicle-mediated transport. Gene Ontology annotation, cellular component: Golgi apparatus; cytoplasm. Bases 1 to 558 code for a protein of 185 amino acids. The record is from RefSeq and is a predicted model, not a curated record.